Myotis myotis is the source of this 4312-nucleotide messenger RNA. It is a transcript of the gene CCL28, whose product is annotated as C-C motif chemokine ligand 28. Lineage: Eukaryota; Metazoa; Chordata; Mammalia; Chiroptera; Vespertilionidae. Gene Ontology annotation, cellular component: extracellular region. Gene Ontology annotation, molecular function: chemokine activity. The record is from RefSeq and is a predicted model, not a curated record. Gene Ontology annotation, biological process: immune response; cell chemotaxis; positive regulation of cell-matrix adhesion. The transcript is spliced from 3 exons. The coding region runs from base 716 to 1120 and encodes 134 amino acids.
UCAAUCACUAUGCUUUAAUUAUGUUCAAUUUGUAACAAUGAAAUUGGGGGUCACCACAACAUGAGGAACUGUAUUAAAGGGUCGCAGCAUUAGGAAGGUUGAGAACCAUUGUAAAACUAACAGCUUCACUGGAAAAGCAAUUUGGCUGCAAACCAAGACCAGAGUGGGGUUGAAUUGUUUCGUAUCUUUCCACCAGAUAAUGUUGUUUUUUUUAUGAUUUGUCACCCUUGUCCCCAGAAACUUUUAGUUUCAACCAGCAAUUUAAAAACAGAUUUCUUUAUGCAGUGGCUCUCCUUGGAGGAGUCCCUCAGAAUCACCUCGGGAGCUUUCUAAAAUUCAAAUUCCUGGCCUCCUGCUCCCAAAUUCUGAUGUAUAGGUCCAUGGAGGAGUUUUUGCAGAGAGCUAUUGUAUUUUAUUUUUUAAUUGUUUCCAGGUGACUGGCCCACACCCGCAACUCGCAAUAACCUCACCAGCUGUCAGAUGGCCACUGACCCCGCCUGAGCCCAGCAGUGGAAAGCAGGCCUGGUCUCAAAAAGGAGCCUGGUGGCCAGGAAAGAAACCUGAGAAAUAGGUUCCCCAGCACCUGCCCGGGCGGGGCCUCCUGGCUUCCUUUUCCUUCUGCUGGUUCUCGGCACCCAAGGACACCUUUAGCCUCAUUUCCUGACUUGACAGCCUCGCCUGCCUGCGGCGCUGCCUAAGCGGGGGACAGGCAGGAAUGCAGCAGACGGGACUCGCGCUCCUCGCCUUGGCUGCCUGGGCUGCUCUUCGCCCCUCCGCAGCCAUACUUCCCAUCGCCUCCAGCUGCUGCACUGCGGUUUCCCAUCACGUCCCCAGGCGGCUGCUGGACAGAGUGCACACGUGUCGCAUCCAGAGAGCUGAUGGGGACUGCGACUUGGCGGCGGUCAUCCUCCAUGUCAGGCACCGGAGGAUCUGUGCCAGCCCGCACAGCCACACUGUUAAGCAGUGGAUGAAAAAGCAAGCAGCCAAGAAACAUGCCAACGGCCACGCUUGCCACACGAAGAAGCACCAUGGCAAGAGGCACAGCCAAGGGGCACAUCCGGCGAGACCGGGCACGCGGCCCCCAAGCUCCAUGUUGGAGAGCGAGCCAGCGGACCUGUGAACAGAUUCCUGCCGGGAAUGUGGCCGGGGCUGGGUAUGCAUUGAUCAUGGGAAUGUUCCUUCUUGGGAGCCAAGAGGGCAAAAAACCCAAUGAUACAGUAUGCAAACGUAGCCAAUAAUACACUCAACUGAGAAAUGACAUGAAAAGAUAAUGCAAAACUUCAUAUAAUAUUUUAAGAGCACAGCACACAGAUACAAUUUCUUCAACUUUAUACUAUAAAGUUUUCCAAACUACAAAGAACUUGAAAGAAUGGUAAUAUGAAUCCCUGUAUACCUGUCAUCUAGAUUAAUCAUUGUUAAUAUUUUGCCAUACUUGUUUUUCUCUCUAUUUUUGUGUGUGUAUAUAAAACAUUAUAUAUAAAUAUAUACAUUUUUUGGUAAACCACUGGAAAAUAACAUAAACAUUAUGAUACUUCACUCCUAAAUUUAUUUUUACUGGUACAAUUCGGCAUCCCUCAAGAACAAAGACAUUUUCUAUAGGAUCACAUUAUCAGCUUUAUACCAAAAAAAAUUACAGUUUCUUAUCUAUAUAUUGCACUAUCAAAUUUCUCCAACUAUUUCCAGAAUAUUUUAUAUAGUUUUUUUCAAUCAAUCAAUCAAGUUUCACAUAUUGCAUUUAGUCAUUAUAUUUCUUUAGUAUAUUUUAAUCUAGGAAAGUUCCUUUGCUUUUUUUCUUUCUUCCCAUGGCAUGGAUAUCUUUUUAGAAGUCUGCAAGUUUGUUUCCUCAUGAUCAUGCUCAGGUUGAACAUUUUCAGCAAGAAUGCUUCCUGUGUGGAUUUGUAUAUUUCUUCUCAUUAUUUAGAAUUUAUAAACAUUAAAGCUCAUUUUCUACAUAGAAAAGUUUUAGCUGAAUAUCACUUUAAAAUACAUAGUUUGAAUAACCACCGUUGAUAAUUACCGAUGGAUAAAUUUGAUGCUGAAACAAAAAUAAAGGGUCUGCUUUGCUCCAGGAGCCAUCUACCCCUGAAGUCAGUUCUGAGGGCUCUCGGGGAAGGUCUGGAAUUGGGUCCCAUGUGGAUGAUCUUACUCUCCCUACACACGAGCCUACACCUUGUAACUCCUAACCACCUUCCCACGCUGUGGGUGGAUCCUCCUCUGCCUUCCUUGUCCACAGAAGCUUCGGGAUGAGAGCCAGACCUGGUUUCAUGAUCAGCCAUUAGAUGUCAGGAGCACGUGUCCACCUGGGCAGGUGUCAGGUGUCCUGUGCUGCCCCGCUGGCCAGUCCCAGCAGUGGUGUGGCCAGGAUGACGGGGAGGUGAGAAGGGACACACAGAGGUGCUGAGCCUGGUGUAGUCUAAAGUAACACCAAGCAGCCUUUGUCUAACACUGCUCAUCGACACCAACUUAGCAGGUCAUUUAUUUGCUCUCGCCAAUCAUCCUGUGAGCUUUGUAUUGCUUUCUCCACUUUUUGGAUAAGGAGACCUCAGAGAUGCUAAAUAAUUUGCCCAAGGUCACACUCACACAGUAAGUGGCAGAGAGAAGCCUUGUGCCCAGAACUUUCCUGUUCUCUUAUCAGCCCUGGCAGAGGGCCCAGGAAGGUGUGGACACAGAGGUGGGGCAGAGGGAGAGGCGUUCAGAUAAAGAUCUGUGCACCUAGUGCUUCACAGAGGGCCAGAGGAUGCCUGCCAUCAGCCUCAGCGUUACCUGCAGCCUGGAAGUAAGCAUGCUGCUACAGGCGGCGCUGGUGCUGCUACAGGCGUGUUGGUGCUGAUACUGGCAGUACCCUCUCCAGAGAUGAAAGCAGGCCCCAACCUGAUUUUAUUGAAUUUCCCAAUCUGAGGCAAUGGAGAAUGUGCACACUAUCUAUCACCUGGCUUUGCAACCUGCCCCACCAGGUUCUUCUUUCAACUUAAAGACAGAUUACGUAAGAAAGUCCGCAUUCUUCCGCUCAGCCCCAUCAUGCGUUUUGUUGUGAGAAUCCGAUAGCACAGGGGAACUGAGGAAAAUGGUUCCUUGGGAACAGCAAGCAUCUGUUUCUCACAGUUCUGGAGGCUGGAAGUCCAGGGUCCUGGCCUCGGCAGGUUCGGUGUGAGAUCAGCGUAGUGAACUGGGGGAGCCUGGAUGAGUGAGGCCUGUUUGUUAGGACUCUUAUCCGUGCCCCAUUGCUCCCAGCGAUGGGGAUGACUAGGGGGCUGGCGUGUGGUGGGCAGGUGUCGUGUGUGAGCCUGUAUGUGACCCAGGAGAGCUGAUUCUGUGGAACCCAAGCAUGCAGCACCUCCAGCCGGUCUGUGGCCCUGGUUCAGUAAGGCAUCGUCCCCUGCACCCCAUUAUCCUGGGAAAAGCGCAGGCGGCCAGAAGCCAUGUCGAAUGUGUUCCCACCAACAUCCUUGUGCCCAGCCCCCGGGUCUGGUUCAUAGAAGGCGCUCAGUGAAUAUCUGAGCAUAAGAGCUGCUCACACAGAACACGGAAUCUGGCACUCAGCAGCCACUCCCUGUGGUGGAAGCACAGCCACAGAGCAGGCAGACACGAAUCUCUCUCUCUAGCUGGUGUUUGGAAAGCUUGGCACUGAGUUCUUAGACUCUUCGGGUGGAGGAGAUAGAGAGGAAAUAUUCUUGUUUCGGGGAAUAAAGGUAAGUUGAUUUGCAAUCUAUUACAUGAGACACAAUUUCAGAGAUUCGAAGCAGAUGGAAGGUGAGGACUGGAAACUCUGAUUCUUGCAAGGACAGGCCUGAACAGGCUAUCCUUAAUACAGUCAACUCAUUUUUUCUUAUGUGAGAAAUAGCUCCUUAAUCCAAAACAGGCUGACGCUACUACCUAGGGGUAAAAGGAGAAGCAUGGCCCUUAUAGUUCCCCAAAGUAAAUUUCCAAACCAGGCAAAUUUCCCCAUAUUUCAGGUGGAGAAAUCGAGGUGGUGAAGAGAGAGCAGUAUAUGAAGCAAAUAUGCUCACAAUGACUGCUAUGUAAAUAAUUGAAUAAAAUAUUAGUUUUAAGAGUCUUGUAUGAACUUUCAUGGCAUUAGCACCUGUUAUUUAAAAACACACACACACACACACACACACACACACACACACACACACACACCUUUAAACUGUAAGUGAACCUGUUUGUUUUUAUAAGCUAACCAUUCCUGAAAACUCUUGCUAUUCCAUUUAUUUUUAUAAACUGAAAUCAACUGUAAGUGAAGUGGGAGAGUUUCUUAUUGGAAGAAAUUUCUCCCAAAAGCCUUUUGAUAAAGUGGACGCUAUUUUUGAAA